Molecule: messenger RNA, 497 nt
Organism: Saccostrea cuccullata (small rock oyster)
Lineage: Eukaryota; Metazoa; Mollusca; Bivalvia; Ostreida; Ostreidae
Product: von Willebrand factor C domain-containing protein 2-like
Exons: 2
Coding region: 30-446 (138 amino acids)
Biological process (GO): negative regulation of BMP signaling pathway
Cellular component (GO): AMPA glutamate receptor complex
Source: RefSeq, a predicted model, not a curated record
UUUUCUAGACCAACCCUGACAGAAGAAAGAUGGCACAUCUAGUGACACUCUCCAUUGGUCUUCUCGUAACAGCUUUUCUGGUCGUCGAGAGUCGGGAUUCCCCCGUCCUUUUUACUCCUCCCCCAGGCUGUCUAUACCAGGGGAAGUGGUACCAUGUUGGUUCUUUUCAACAUUCCCCGUGUGAACCUUGCCAAUGCACUUCCUCAGGACAAGCAUAUUGUGCCAUUGUAGAUUGCUUUUUUGAUGGUUGUGUGGACGCUGUUCAUGAUCCAAACAAAUGCUGCCCGGUGUGUCCAAACGGUCGAAACUGCAAGGCUCCUGACGGUACUAUUAUAAAGCAUGGCGAUACCUACAACACCCCUACAAUGUCCUGUCAGUGCUCGUCAUUCGGAACACUGGCUCAGUGUGCCUCAUUGGCUCAACCAAAUGAAAUAGUUGCCAGCUAAACUGUAAAUGUAAUUGAUUUUUUUCAAUUAAAUCUUCCGAUUUUGCAUUUU